Nymphaea colorata (pocket water lily) is the source of this 862-nucleotide messenger RNA. RefSeq lists its product as uncharacterized. The record is from RefSeq and is a predicted model, not a curated record. The coding region runs from base 295 to 822 and encodes 175 amino acids. The transcript is spliced from 2 exons. NCBI's taxonomy places the organism in Eukaryota, Viridiplantae, Streptophyta, Magnoliopsida, Nymphaeales, Nymphaeaceae.
CGUCUCUCUCUCUUUAUCUUCUCAAAGCGUCACCACGAAACUCGCUUCCUGUUUUCCCAAUGCUUCAUAGCCGCCGCCACCAAUUGCAUGGGUAGGUUCAUCGAUGCCCCCAUGUAUGGAUACGUUCGCUACCAUCGUCCUAAUUAUGAUCCAACAUCAUCAUCAUGACCAUCAGCGGUGUCAUCGGUAUAUUUGAGAUGUGCAUCUAAGAGGGUGCAUAUUCAGGAGGUUCCGUUCUGGCCCUUCUUUGUCAGGAGAGGAUCAAAUCAACUCCCAGGAAACCGAAAGAGGAGGAUGGGUCUGUUCAGAAAGAUCGCUAGUCUCUUCGGGAUCAUCAGAGACGAUGGCCAUGAUCGGGAUGGUGGCGGUGGUCGUCGUCAUCACGACCCUGAUGGCGUCAAUCCGAAUGUUGGCGUGAAUGCUAGGUCAAACGGAGGGUUCGGCGUCAAGGUGCCCGUAACAGUGGAGAGGGCCUAUCAGGGACCCGUCAUCACUCAGUGCGAUCAUGGAGAAGGCGGAGUUCAGUUUUCAAUGCUACCGGACGAACUACUAACACAAGGCAACAUGCAGGGCUUUAGAUGGUAUGCUAAGCGGCUACGGAUUGACGAAGAUGGAGACGUAGCAGAGGAGUUCUUGGAGGAAGUCUUGCCCGAAAGUUCAUCUCAGGCAGCCAUGGACAGCACGCCUUCAAAAUCACAAUCACAAUCCAGGUUCAUUGUCCGGCGCUCAAGCCGGCCAGCCAGAGUAAAGAGACAGGCAAUUGUUCAAGAUGGAAACAUACUUCAAUGUGUAGACUUUAACGGGACAUUGAUAUGGGUGUAAAACACUUAUUUGUUUUUUUAGUGACAUUUCCAUUAUCGUA